AUGGGGAAAUCUCUUAAGAACCAGUCACGGCCUUUCAAAGUGGCAAGGUCCAAGUAUGGUCUUGGGGAGGAUGGACUUGGGGAGGAUGGACUUGGGGAGGGUGGUCUGGGGGAGGUGGAUCGUCGACCUACUCGCAUCCUUGAACACUCCCUCACUUUUUCAGACACAAUCGAUGUCCAAUCUUGCUCCGCCCCCGCUCCUUAUCUUGCCGGCGCUAAAGUCGUCCAGAACUUCACCUGGAACUCCACCACCGUUUAUGGCGUGUACUACGAGUGUAACGAUGGCCUGCAGAUGAUAUCCGGCUACCCUGGCCGGUUGACGCAGUGUGUGGGCGGCCGGUGGACGGGCAUUUUCGACGUCUGUAUUGAAGAAUAUUGUCCACAGCGGGACUGUUGUGUCCUUGCUGCCCUCAACUACACCAACAACAAUGGUACGCAGUACAUGGUGGCUCCCUCUGCUUAUAGGGACAACAAUUCUAUCCCGGUGAUAUGUGACCUGGGCAGCACAGUCCGGGACAAGGAAGGAGGGUGGACGCUGGUACUGAACCACUCCACGGCGGAUAACGUGACCCUUCACAUGACCCAGAGCGGAUAUAUCCAAGGCGGCGGGGUUCCCCAGAGCACCUCUUACUUCAUCGGUCUCUGGGCCCUCACAGCACUCAACUGGGACGGUAGCAAGCAGCGACCUCUAGUUAUGAAGAUCAUGAUGAAGGACAUGAGUGACAAUACCCUGCACGCCACCUACGGCAGACUGGUGGUCAACCCAAACAACUAUACCCUCUCCAGCCUCGGCACCUAUCAUGGCAAUGCAGGUGAUCAUCUGACUGGAAGUGUUGGCAACACGUUUUGUCCUGUUCGUGACCCGAGUAACAUGGACCCCUGUUGGUGGGGUGACCCCUCCACCCCUAACAGUGGCCUCUUGACGGGUGACAAGCCAACCUGGGGAAGCGUCAGCCUAAAGUCCCUGAACGUAUGGGUCCGCUCCCUGGACUGCGAUAAAGGGCUGGCGUGUCCACCUCUCAACACGGCCAUCAACCUGGCGAACGAGUCAUACGUUCCUGUGAGUCGAGCUCCAGGCAUCAGCUUCCAGUACAUCUGCCCUGGGGACCUCAUGAUGACCGGAACAUUAGGCAACAGCAGCAAAUCACCACAAGGACAAGUGAAAUGUCUACCCAACACCGCCAAUAAUCAAACACCAAUUUGGGAUGUUGUGUUCCCAUGUGUCCUGGUGUGUCCGACUGACUAUGUCAUGUCUGUGAAUGGCUCCACCUGCUACAACUUCUCCAGUGACGAAAAGAGUCACACUGAUGCUUUAACAUCGUGUGCAUUAAAGAACUCCACACUUGCUUUCCUCAACAAUCCCCAGGACAUGAAAAGGCUUCCAGACAACAAUACAUUCUACCUAACUGCCUACACCCUAACGCGGGAUACACAGAUUUUCCCCUACUUGAGAACAUGGGAAGAUCAUGGCUUCUACUGCACCCAGAAGUACCACUGGUGUCCGACUGGAGGUCAAGAAAAUUGUUUCAUCCUGCAUCGUGCUGGCUACUUCAAUGUUUCCUACUGUCAAAUAAACAACCGCUACAUCUGUCAGAGACCAGCGAUGUGUCCCCCUGGCUACACGCUCUACAAGUCUCGCUGCUACAAACUACUGACGCCCAGUGCCACCAACACCACCUUCCUCAAUGCCCUCGACCAUUGCAACUACGACGGCUCCGCCCUCGCUUAUCCUCAGAACCUUGACGCACUUAACUUCCUCAAAAUAUUUGCUAAGCAAGAGGUGAAUUGGAGCUCUCAGGCAUCGGUGAACAUCGCUGUAGGCUACACAAACCUCUGGGAUGACCUGACGGUGGCUAAGAUCUACACCCCUGAUGCGGACAUUACAGCACUUGUGCAGAACUUGAACCGUGCUCAAGACUUUAACUACACUUACCUCAGUGUGAACAACAGUGGCCAGGGGGGCCUCACUCCAGCCAACGUUAACUCCACUGUCACCUAUGCCCUCUGCGAGUUCCGUGGUCCUUUAGGGUGCUGGGAGUGGUAUCCCCCGUACGAAAACAUGUCAGUGAGAGGCAUACUCGGUGGUAGCAUUAUAAAUCAGACCUUGGAAUACAGCUGCUGGCCCGGAUUCUUCGUGAAUGCUGAUGUGGGCAACAAGACCAAGCAGUACCUUUGGUGCCAUGGUCAGCUAGGUGGCUGGUUCCCAAGACAUCCACCCCUCAUACCUUGUAUUGGUGUAGAUGUUUGCAAUGAGACGCUUCCGCCAAUACCACCGAACAUGACGCAGCAUUUAGGAGAUCACCCGCGCUACGAGACCUACAGCGUCUCUUACUCCUGCCAAAGUGAUGACAUGACCAACAUGGAUGGGGAGCACACACAGGUCCUCACUUGCACGGAAUACAAUGGCACCUACGCCUACGACAGAACCAAUGUUACUGUGUGUAAUAGGUGUUUUAAAGCUCCGUCUCUGAGUUUCGCUAAUACGACCUUCGCAUCUAAGACAGUGUGGGUUAUCGGAGACCAAGCCAAUGCCACCUGCGACCCUAGUUACCAGGUGGCCCACAAUGUUACCCAACAGCUGGUCAACUGCACCAUUUCGGGCUGGCAGAUGCUGCCAUGUCAAAGAGUGUGUCUGGAGGUGCCAAAUGUGACUAAUGCAACAACCAAUUGGGUGGACGACAUGUGGACAGUUAACGAAAACGUUACAGCAAACUGCCUUGGAAAUCUCUACUUCCCUAAACUCAAUUCUCAGACACGUCCAGUCUAUUGUACACAGAACGGCUGGGACAACACCCCAAUCUGCAUGCAAGUAUGCCUGAGAAACCCAGUGGUGCAGAAUGCCACAGUGGACCUGCAAAACGUAAUGUGGGCGGUGGGGGAGGCCCCAACCGCCACCUGCUCUCAACAUUACAUGUUCCUGCCAGAGGCUACCAAGACCCAACCCAUCAUGUGUACCAGCCAGGGGUGGCAGAACAGGACUGGCUGUGUCCCAGUGUGCGAUCAGCCGCCGAGCGUGUCGAAUGCCAUCACAGCUUGGACGUCAUCCAGUGUGUAUCCAGUAGGAUCUACAGUGAACGGCUCCUGCAACUCCGGUGCCGUAAUCAUGCCCAGCGGCAAUCAGCAGUUCACCAUCCAGUGCACCAGCAAUGGCUGGACCACAAAUUCCUGCCAGAAAGUAUGCUCUCUCGAGCCUCAAGUUGUCAACGCCACCACUAACUGGACAAAUGGUUUAUGGCCCGUGGGGUCCGCUGUCAAUGCCACCUGCCUUGGCAACCUCACCUUCAUUACAGUCCGUUCCUCAUCCCGUCUCGUGUCUUGCACCUCCACCGGCUGGCAAAACACUCCGUCCUGCGAUGAACUCAAGCCGAGCCUCCUAUGCAAUGUGGAGCCCAAGGUCGAUAACGCCACCACCAGCUGGGAGAACAGGACAUGGGGAGUGGGCAACAUCAUCACUGCCACCUGCAGUUUCCCUCUAUACUACUUCAAUGACUCCACUCAACAGCACCAGCUAGAGUGUACCAAAGACGGCUGGGAGAACAUCACCGGCUGCAGUAAAUUGGCGAGUGUAAACUGUAGACAGGAGCCCGAAGUGAAUAACACCAACAGCACAUGGGUGGACAGAGACUGGUAUGUGGGAGAGAACGUCACUGUUACUUGCAUUCCAGACCACUGGUUCAUCUCUGAGGACACUGACCAUCUCCAGGUGAAUUGCACGUGGGACGGCUGGACCAACCUCACUGGCUGUGAAAAAGUCAACAUAGGCAAGCAGUGCAGUGUGGUGCCUCUGGUGGAGAAUGCCACCACCACCUGGAGGAAUCGAACGUGGUUUGUUGGGGACAAUGUGACGGCCACUUGCUUGCCUGGAUUUAUCUUUGUGGCAAACAACGCCUCACAGAGCCCCGUCACCUGCACUGCCCAGGGUUGGCAGAACCUAACCGGAUGUCAGAUAGUGUGUGAGGAGGAGCCGAGCGUGGAAGGAGCCAUGACUGACUGGUCAUCCACUGUGGUGUGGCCGCUGGGAGCUACGGUCAACGCCACCUGUCUCCAGGGUCACUACAUCUUACCCGAAGGCAAUCUCACCCAGACAGUGGAGUGUACGAGCCAAGGCUGGCAGAACAUGACGCGCUGUGAACCUGGUUGUGCUGAGGAGCUGGCACUCAAGGCAGCCAAUGGGUCCGCCAUCUGGAAGAGGGAGGUGAGGGUAUGGUGGUUGGAUGAGAACCUCACAGCUUCCUGCAGUGACCAGUACCUCACACACGAUGGCACCAACACCACUAACUUCACCUGUACGCCAACUGGCUGGCUUAUUCUCGCGCCCUGUCUCAGAGUGUGUGAAGGAAAGCCAAGUGUUGACAACGGCAGCACCACCUGGGUACCAGGAUUGUGGCUUGAGGGCCAGGAGGUAAUGGCUCACUGUAACCCUCAAUACCGCUUCCAAAACCAGACCAGCUCCCUCACUCUUGCCUGCACCAACACCGGCUGGCAGAACAUCACUGGCUGCACCUUCUUUUUCACAUGUCUAAUGAUCCCAUGAUAAAACUCCUUACUAUGGAAGUCUUCUCUGGUGACAACGAAACCUUUCUCCUGGUCCUUUCACUAUCUUUCUUUACUCUGUUUUCCACCUUGUCUUGGGAGUCUUGGAAGGAAUGAAGGAACGUAUGGUGUGAAGAUGUAUAUGCUGGCUUGAAUGAUCAUUUCUUGGACUGCAUGCUGAUGUUGUGAAUGUGUGUUGGUGUGGAAGACUGUGAAUACUGGCUAAUGUAAAUAUUUUUUUGUAAGAGUUUGUAAUGAAAUGUUUAUUUGUA
Molecule: messenger RNA, 4804 nt
Organism: Procambarus clarkii (red swamp crayfish)
Lineage: Eukaryota; Metazoa; Arthropoda; Malacostraca; Decapoda; Cambaridae
Source: RefSeq, a predicted model, not a curated record